This is a messenger RNA of Klebsormidium nitens, 2299 nucleotides long. NCBI's taxonomy places the organism in Eukaryota, Viridiplantae, Streptophyta, Klebsormidiophyceae, Klebsormidiales, Klebsormidiaceae. The record is from the annotation of a GenBank genome assembly.
UACGAAAGAAAACCAUAAACCGCACAUUCCCACUGCCAAGGACGCACAAAUCCGGAAGUGAAGGGGGUCUGCAGGGUCUUUGGUUGCAGAUUCUCCUUCUGGCGUCACCCAUUGAGCAUGUAUUUGCGUCUAAAUGUGCCCAGCCUGACGAAUGUGAAGGGCGUUUGGGAUCUAGGCAAACGAUGAGCUGCAGGUGAAAGGAGGGUGAAAGAGCUAGACGUCAGCUCGUGCACCGGCAGUGCGCAAGCCAGCACACUCACUGCAGAACUGUUCUGCUUCUUGAAGGGCCCUCACCGCAAUUGCCCAUCACAUCAAUGAGUUGCAAGCGCAAUUGAUUGAGGCGUCGUUAAACUUGUUGAUUGAAAUCAUGAGCACGUCAAGGCUUGUUGGAGUGCACCACAAAACUGCAUGCAUCACUUUCCCGCAGACUCAGGAUGCUGCCACUCAGAAGAGGAGGAAACUGAGCGUCGCAGCAUUGCAGGGGCAAGCAGUGGGGAACCAGAUACUCUCAAAGUAUGGCAAUCACAACUUGUAUGUAAGGAGCAUCAGACCCUCCUUCCUGCCUCUGAGGCCUCAGCAUCGAACACGCUCGCAUACAGCGCCCCCCUGUGUUGCCGCGGUGUCCAGCCCCGCUACCGCGGCUGCCCCUCUGGCCAGUGUCGCUGUCUCGUUGAGAACGCAGCUACAGCAGUGGCAGGCGAGCCCCUUGGUGGGAAACUCAGAAUGGGCCGUCUGGGCCUUCUUGUUGGCGGCAGGGGCAGCAGGACUCUGGUCUGAGAAGACGACUUUGGGCCAGGCUCUGAGCGGUCCGCUGGUGAGCACGCUGAUUGGCCUGGCCCUCAGCAACCUGGGCGUCCUCCCCGCGGCCGCCCCCGCCUACGCUGUGGUCAACAAGUUCCUGCUGCCCCUCGCUGUGCCCCUCCUCCUGUUCAGUGCUGACAUCAAGCGGGUGUUUAGCGAGACAGGGCGCCUCUGGCUGGCCUUCCUCCUGGGAGCCGCGGCGACUGUGGCGGGGUCGUUCGCCGCGCUUUCCCUGUUUCCUCUUCGUUCCCUGGGGGAGGAUGGCUGGAAGAUGGCAGCUGCGCUGAUGAGCAGGCACAUCGGAGGGGCGGUGAACUACGUGGCUGUGUCAGAGGCCCUCCAGACGUCCUCCUCCAUGGUCGCCGCUGGGCUGGCAGCCGACAACCUCAUCUGCGCCCUCUACUUCACCCUCGUAUUCGCCCUGGCCGCCGGCAUUCCCCCCGACCAACCAAGCGCCGCCACGUCAUCACCUAUCACAUCUGCCGCUCUCCCUCCAGAAGAAGGAAAGAGCACAUUUACAGUUCUGGAGGGCUCAACCGCUCUAGCACUAUCGGCUGCAAUCUGCGCCGUUGGGAGCCGGCUGUCCAAGUUGCCUGCGUUGCGCGUAUUGGGCGGGGGGAUCCCCUGCAUGACGGCAGUGGUGGUUGCGCUGGCCACGCUGCUGCCAAAGCAAGUCGGGGCGCUGGCGCCGGCGGGAGAAGCCCUUGCCGUGAUUCUUAUGCAGGUGUUCUUUGCCACGGUGGGCGCCAGCGGCAGCGUGGCGUACGUCGUGACCACCGCCCCCUCGCUGUUCGCCUUCUCCGCGCUGCAAAUCACGGUCCACCUGGCACUGACCCUCGGCUUCGGCAAGCUCCUCGGGUUCAGCCGGCGCGACCUGCUGCUGGCGUCCAAUGCGAACGUGGGCGGUCCGUCCACUGCCGCGGGCAUGGCCACCGCCAAGGGCUGGCGCGCGUCGCUGGUGCCGGCCAUCCUGGUGGGCAUCUUCGGAUACGCGACCGCCACCUUCUUGUCCAUCUACGUGGGCCACACAUUCUUCCGACGAUUCUAAAUUUCCCUCCUGCCGAGCGGCCAGUGGAAGCAUUUACAUUCAACGUUUCCAGAAUCUCAAGAUUAGGAGGAUGGCAAGGCACGAGAAAUAACGUCUCACUAGGGGUAUCGAAGCAGGGAACUUGGUUUCGAGUUGGGACGCUGGCACAGGUGAUUGAAGAACAUGAUGUAUAAACUGUUGCGAAGUUGCUUGAGGCUCCGGGGUGUGCAGCAGUCGACAUUUCUUUGAAAUGAGACGGUUGAGAACGAUCGCUGACGGGCCACCCAUAGACAUAUAUGCACUGACAAGUAGACAACAUUAUGCUCGUGCACGAGUUGGGAGAGAGAAUGGAGAGGGGCCAGGGCCAAGAAGGCGAAAGGCUUCGAAUGAAUUCCUACUGCCAGGGUAGUUUUCCCACGUCAGUAAAAAAUCAUGCAAGCGGACCCGGCAAGCAUGCGGAAUAAUAGAUCC